Nymphaea colorata (pocket water lily) is the source of this 2694-nucleotide messenger RNA. RefSeq lists its product as uncharacterized. NCBI's taxonomy places the organism in Eukaryota, Viridiplantae, Streptophyta, Magnoliopsida, Nymphaeales, Nymphaeaceae. The coding region runs from base 251 to 2230 and encodes 659 amino acids. The transcript has 7 exons. The record is from RefSeq and is a predicted model, not a curated record.
CUCCGCCUCCUUCCGCUCGCCGCUCUGCAUCUCCUUUUUCCUGCAUCAAAAGUUCAGGAAAAGGGUCGAAGGAAAAAUCCGGCGAAUUUGACGACGCGCCGGGUUGAAAACGGAAGAGUGGUCGUCGGAAAGCCAAUGACCGUACUGACGGCGCCAUCAUUUUCCUGCCUGGCCUUCUCCUUGGGUCAUGCUCAGUCUAGCCGCAGGAAAUUCUCCUCUUUGUGAUUUCGAGGCUUCUGUGAGGUAACGAAUGGCUUCCGGGAAGGGCCUAGGGGAGAAGUUCCGAAGGGCGCUACGGACGUUGUACUUCAUGGCAGCAUUGCUGACCUCGCUUCUCCUCUGCUCCGCCACUGUCCUAGCGGCAGUCGCAGACGUCUUAGUUUCCUCCGCCCUGCUCCUGGUCUUCGCCGGCGGGAAUUUGAGGUCUCAGUUCGAGAGGUACGGCUUUCGCCAUUCCUUCGUCGACGUCUCCAUCAUUUCCGUGAUCAGAUCCCUCAUCGUACUAUGCGUUUACUCACUGUGUGAUGCGCCGGGACUAUCCCACGGGCCUUACGUCGGUACAGCGGUGCUCUGCUCUCUGUCGUCGAUCCUUAUCCUUUCGGUGAAAGCAUGCCUCUUCCGCCCGAUCCAGGAGGGCGAAUCAGAGGGCAUGAGCUCGCCAGAAGCGUUCGUGGUGCAAAGGAAACUCCACUUGAAGCAGUCAUGGGGCAUGCCGGCGCUUUUCAUGUCGUCUAUGGUUUUCGCUCUAGGGCAUGUCGUGGUGGCGUACCGAACUAGUUGCAGGGCCCGCCGGAAGCUUCCUUUCCACCGGAUCGACCAGGAAGCGGGUUUUGGGUUUUCUGGGCACCUGAAAGUUCCACGAUCACCGACUCCUACCACUGGAAAAAAUUCUAGGAUCGAUGUUGAAGCCAAGCGAAGAGUUGCAACUGCAACAGCAGCUACUUCUGCAGCUCGUGAAGAAGGCCAUCUAUCAGUGAAGUUGCUGGCUGAUGUUGAUAGCUUAUUCAUAACAUACCAGGGACUGACGAUUCAUUACAAGAUAUCCGAUGGAGAUUCACCAGUUUUCCCAUCUCUGGCGACCGGUGCUUUUCCAGAACAUCACCCAGAAUUCAACUCUCCUAACGUAGUGACAGGCAGACUAAAGUUGGACGGGCCAUCCCUUUCUGUUCCAUCGAAAACCUUUCAUCUAAACAGGAGUUUCAGUAAUGUGUCUGACAGGGAUUCAUUGCGUGCUCCUCUGUUGACUGCAGCUGCUUCUGGUCGUCUAUAUUCUGAUGAUAUAACUAUCUUAGGAGUGAAGCAUCACGAUAAAGAAAUGAGCUUCUGCAGUGCCAAAAAUGGCAAUCUUCAAAAGGUAGCGAAUGGAGUCUGCGGCAUUGUUUUAGUUCAUGGAUUUGGAGGAGGAGUGUUCUCAUGGAGGCAUGUCAUGGGCCCGUUGGCGAGGCAGACCAAGUGCGUGGUAUCUGCUUUUGAUCGACCUGGUUGGGGACUGACUUCUCGCCCUAGGAAGUCAGACUGGGAGGUGAAUCAGUUGCCUAAUCCAUAUCAUCUGGAGUCACAGGUGGAUUUGCUUCUUCAUUUCUGUCUUGAGAUGGGUUUCUCUUCGGUGGUGCUUGUUGGCCAUGAUGACGGAGGGCUUCUUGCAUUGAAGGCUGCUGAACGAGCAAGAACAUGCAGCAGAUUCAUGCAGGUGGUUAUAAAAGGAAUUGUUCUCCUGAAUGUCAGCCUUUCAAGAGACGUUGUUCCAAGUUUUGCAAGAAUUCUCCUUCGUACAUCAUUAGGGAAGAAGCACAUGGUUCGUCCACUACUGCGGGCUGAAAUCAACCAGGUGAUUAAUCGCCAAGCUUGGUAUGAUGCGAGAAAGAUGACGCCUGCAGUUUUGAAUCUGUACAAGGCACCGUUAUGCAUAGAGGGUUGGGAUGAAGCAUUUCAAGAAAUUGGAACGUCAUUUGCUAGUACUCUUUCCCUUCAGAACGCCUCUCUUCUUUUGGAAGCCGUUGGGAACUUGCCAGUUCUGGUUGUUGCAGGUGCUAAGGAUCGGUUGGUUCCCCUGAAAUCAUCACAAACACUUGCUUUGAAGCUCAUGAAUUCGAGGCUUGUUGCAAUAUCCGGAUGUGGACAUCUUCCUCAUGAGGAAUGCCCAAACGCAUUAUUGGCAGCUCUUUCCCCCUUUAUCAAUGGCUUGCUAUGUGACUUGACUGAAGAUUCAGUGAUACAACAAUUUCCAUGAAAGCUUCAAUUAUACACAAGGGAAGGAGCCAAAAAGGAAUAGCCAAGUGACAGCCAACCCUUCUUGCAGACCACCGUGAAGUCGUCUUCUGAAAGACAUGGGAGGUUCUCAUCCCAAGACUGGCCUUUGUUGAGAUUUCUCAACCACGGUAUGAAACAUCACAAAUUCUUUCUGCAAAGGUACAAAGCUGGUUUGACCUUUGUCGGUGUGGUUAAGCGGAUGUGGGAAUUACUCAGAGCUGCUGGUUAACAUUAUUCUUUCUGCUUUAAAUUUGAGGUUUUCGUGCUUUCUUCUUUGUCGUUUCCUUUGGGAGAGGAAAUAAUCAUUGUUUUCCUAAAGUGGAAAACCACUUUUUUGUAAAAAUAAUAGUUAAAUCCACGUGAGAGUGCUAAAUGUCAAGGAACUACUUGAGUAAUUUUUGUAACCUACAUGCAUGAGCCUAAGCUUGCUUUGCUUCUUUUUCA